AGUUUGUCACAACCCGCUUUUCUUGACUGCUACUUCUGGCUUCCUCAAAGUAUCAUAGUCUCAGCACUCUUCUAUCACUUUCUUGAAAACUUGCAAUUUUCAAUUCCAAAGCUCUCUCUCUCUCUCUCAAAUGGCAGCCUUUUCAUAUCAACACUACCCUUUUCAUCUUGACUCCGUUUUUCUGCCAAGCACUUCCUUUAAGAAUCUGUCUGGCUUUAUGGAGGAAGGGAGCAUCAAUACCAACUGUUUUUCCCAAUUUUACCCUCCUGAACUUCCCCUUCAAACUCCUCUUGAUGUUAGUUUUCAUGACACUAGUCGUCUUGAUCACAGCUCUAUGCUUGCUCUUAGUGAUAAUGAAACUUCUGUGACCAAGAAACAGAGCACAGACUCCUCCACCGUGGUGGACAAGCUUGAAAGCGGCGAGCAAGUUACACAGAAGCUGCCUCCUAUGGACAAGAAGAGGAAGCGUGCAAAUGAGUCAUCUUUGAAUUCUGCUCAAUCAAAGGAUGCUAGAGAUGCAAGAAGCAAGAAACAAAAGAAAUGCAAUAGUGAACUGAAAGAAGAAGAGAAGAGGCCUAAAGCUGAGAAGAAAGUUCCUGAAGAACCCCCAACAGGCUACAUUCAUGUAAGAGCAAGGCGGGGCCAAGCAACAGACAGCCACAGUCUUGCAGAGAGGGUGAGAAGAGAGAAAAUCAGUGAGAGGAUGAAGAUUUUACAGCGUCUUGUUCCUGGCUGUGACAAGGUAACUGGAAAAGCCCUCAUGUUGGAUGAAAUUAUUAAUUAUGUCCAAUCUCUGCAGAAUCAAGUGGAGUUCCUGUCUAUGAAGCUUGCUUCUGUUAAUCCUUUGUUCUAUGACUUUGGAAUGGAUCUAGAUGCAAUGAUUGUCAGACCAGAGGGAUUGAGUAGCUUGGCAUCAUCACUGCCACCUAUGCAACAAUGCACCCCUACACAGCCCACAGGUAUUGCUGAUGCAGCCACAGCAAACACCCCCACCCCCACCCCCACCUUUGCGUAUCCUCUCUUUGAUAGUUCGGCAGGAUCACUUUUAACUCAAGGGCAAGGAGAAUUCAUUCAUCAGGAUAAUGGUAGUCUAUUGUGGGACGUAGAUGAACAAAGACAAAAGUUUCUUAAUCCAUCUGGGUUCAGCAACAACUUGUGUUCUUUCCAUUAAAAUAAUACCAGAUAGCUGCCCUACAAACAUCUGCAAUGGGGAUCGAUGUCAAUGCCAGAGAGAAAGAAACAAAGACAUGAUAAAAGUCAAAAAGUAGGAAGCUUCAGCAAAUUGUUGUUGCAAGUGAUCCCAUGUAGAAGGCUUCUGCUUCGGCUUCUGCUACUUUUCAAUCAAAAGCUCUGGUUCCAUGUUCAAUAACAGUAAAAAAGUGGUUAAAAUAAAGGGGCAGCAAAAUCAAUGCAUGAAGAUCACAAAGGCAUAUAAUACAACCGACCAAUAAGACCACAGAUCUUUCCCUAGAUUCCUUGUUCCCGUCCCAACUCUCGCCUUCCUCUACACAAAUACCAAGACCUCUCGCUGUUUGCUGGUUAAUCCUCUAGCUCUAGGAUUUAACUAUUUUACAUGUAAAGUUAUUGUAUUGGAAUUUAAUUUUUUUUUUGCUACAGUUAUUCUGUUAUUACAGUUAUUUUACUGUUGCAUCCUGCCUCUUGGGUUGGAGAGAUGGGUUAUGGAGAUGCUUUCACUGUAAUUGACGUUGACUAGUUAUGCAAUUCCUGUGGUUAGCGUUGGCUUAUUAAUUCUUGCAGU
Molecule: messenger RNA, 1759 nt
Organism: Manihot esculenta (cassava)
Lineage: Eukaryota; Viridiplantae; Streptophyta; Magnoliopsida; Malpighiales; Euphorbiaceae
Product: transcription factor bHLH137
Exons: 8
Coding region: 131-1171 (346 amino acids)
Biological process (GO): regulation of DNA-templated transcription
Cellular component (GO): nucleus
Molecular function (GO): DNA-binding transcription factor activity; protein dimerization activity
Source: RefSeq, a predicted model, not a curated record